AUGUCCACAACACUUCUAAUACCUCUUUUGAGGCUACCUACUCUAUUUAUUCGCUCAGUUUUGUCAUAUUUUGAUAUCGACGAUCUAAUCAAACUCGCAUCAUUAUCCAACAAAUCUCGUGAACUCGUGAAACCGAUGAAAGUUGAGUUAAAAGUCAACGUUUACGGGGAAGACAGACAUUUGGAAAUCCAAAUGAACAGUAGAAAUGAGGAAACAUGGAAGUUUAAACAGGGGAAUCCUAAUACUACUGAGAUAACAACUCGAAUUGAAAGGAAGGACACAAAGGAUAUGUUCAUCGACAAGUGGAUACUAUCCAAAACGAAGUCUGCUGACCUCUAUCCUACAAUGACAGAAACAAUCAGAUGUCUGACUGAAGUGUUGACGUGCCUCGUGUUUGAAGUUAACAUUAAAACGAACUCUCUCCCAAAGGAUAGUAAAAUAGAAGAUCUCCGUGUGGAUAAAUGUAGUAACCUGAUGAUAAUCGGAGAAAAAUGUAUGGAAAACAGUGAAUUGGCUCAAAUUCUGGAGAACAUCAGUGCCACGGAACUUCUAUCUAUCAGUGUACCGACCAAUUCAGAAUUCAAAUGCAAUCCGAAUCACUUCAAAUCCAAAACAGUAAAUUUUGAUAAGAAAGGCGGAUGGGUGACUCCAAAGCUGCUGUUCGAAAUGAAAUGCGCAAUUAUUACAAUCAGGGAUAGCAAUUUCGACUUGAAGGAUUGUAUCAGUUUUAUUUGGAGAUGGAAACUGUGUAAUUUGGAAAAACUCGAGAAGUUCGAAUAUUUGGAAAUACAGUUUAAAGAUGCUAUCAAAAAUCCAGUUAUUCCAGAAGGGCUUAAAGCACAGAAGUGGAAUAAGAAGACGAGAAAUCAAUUUUAUCUUAGGCGUGGUUAUCGCAAGUAUCUUGAUUGCCAGAACGGAUUCGAUAUCAUUCACGGGGAUGGGGAAAUCUUGGCUACGAUUUUGAUUUACAACGAUGGACACGAAUUCUUCUUUGGAGUCUGGCCUAAACGCUUAACUACUACUGGUGAAAUUGGAGGAUCAUCACGGCCAUAA
Caenorhabditis remanei is the source of this 1053-nucleotide messenger RNA. RefSeq lists its product as uncharacterized. The record is from RefSeq and is a predicted model, not a curated record. Gene Ontology annotation, molecular function: protein binding. The transcript has 4 exons. NCBI's taxonomy places the organism in Eukaryota, Metazoa, Nematoda, Chromadorea, Rhabditida, Rhabditidae. Bases 1 to 1053 code for a protein of 350 amino acids.